AUGGAUUUUCCCCGAUGUCUAAAAUCGUAUUUCGGUUUGGGUUGUCUCAUACAUAUGGGUAAACGUGCACUAUUAAGAGAAAAAUAUGGCAUUAUUGAGCAACCCAAUGAUUUUCUUGUCACAUGGUGUUGUCCAGUAUGUGCCAUGUGUCAAGAAGCGCGAGAAUUAAAAAGAAGAGAUACAGAAAUUAAACUUCUGAAUGAGACUACAGCCUAUACCAAAGAUAUCAUAAAAAAUGGUAUCAAACAAAAAACAAUAUGGGGAAGAUUAUACACGAGUAUUGGUAUUGGUGAUAAUAAUGCAAAUCGUAAAUGUAUCUACGACGCAUGGAUUAAAAAUCGAUGGAACGUACAAGCUGUUUUAGAGAGGAAGACGUUGAUUGAACAUUCUAGCCUUUUUUGUUCUACUGAAAAGCCGAGUGAUGUUUGUGACUAUGAGCAGAAAGAUUUGAGUAGCGAAGAAAGUAAUGGACAGGUAGGCUGGCACGUGUAUUUGGGUCAUCAGCAUUAACAAAUUUUAUCAUUUUCAUUCAACUAGUUCAAGGAUGAUAAUAUGUCAAUUGU
Didymodactylos carnosus is the source of this 563-nucleotide messenger RNA. NCBI's taxonomy places the organism in Eukaryota, Metazoa, Rotifera, Eurotatoria, Philodinida, Philodinidae. The record is from the annotation of a GenBank genome assembly.